CCUUCACUCCUUCACAAUUACACCUCAUUUCAACAUAUGCAUGGCUUCACCUCCCAGAUCUGGAACUUUAAGCUUCAAUCUCUCAGAGCAGUGGCUUCUAAUGGCAGCAACAGUUCUGGUAUGUGGGUUCUUGGGUUAUGUAGUCUAUGAUGCUAUAAUGGCUACAGCAUCUGAACUGCUUCAGCGCUUGCUAGUAAUAUCUCCUCUGCUCUUAGUGAUUGUUGUUCACUGGCUCUCCUCAGGCAGCAACAUCAGCUUCCCCAUGCCAGGGUCUGAGCCUGGUGCCAUACACAGAGCCGGGGGCUCACCUUGGGGGGUAGCCUUUGUGCUCUUCCUUCUUUGCUUUCUCAUAUCGUACCAACCUUCUCUGCAUGACCUCAUCUUUUGAGGGUGGGAACUUAGAGAAGAUUUCUCCUCCUGUGUGUUUUUAACUCGAGUAGUUUCUGUAGGAGCUGAAGUCAAGUCAAGAGAGAAUCAGCUUGAUGAAUCUCUUUGUUGACGCUUGUCUUUAGUUUUGUAAAUUGUAAUGUUAACAGCAAGUACUUGAAUGUUUUCUUUCCGUUUAACUAGUUACU
Rubroshorea leprosula is the source of this 575-nucleotide messenger RNA. The record is from the annotation of a GenBank genome assembly. NCBI's taxonomy places the organism in Eukaryota, Viridiplantae, Streptophyta, Magnoliopsida, Malvales, Dipterocarpaceae.